Molecule: messenger RNA, 597 nt
Organism: Mus pahari (shrew mouse)
Lineage: Eukaryota; Metazoa; Chordata; Mammalia; Rodentia; Muridae
Gene: Grifin
Product: galectin-related inter-fiber protein
Exons: 5
Coding region: 9-443 (144 amino acids)
Molecular function (GO): carbohydrate binding
Source: RefSeq, a predicted model, not a curated record
UGAGGGCAAUGGCACUGCAGUUUGAAGCCUUCUGUGCAGGGGGUCUGGCCCCUGGCUGGAGCCUGACUGUACAGGGACAUGCAGAUGCUGGAGAAGACAAGUUCGAGAUCAACUUCUUAACAGACACGGGAGACAUCGCCUUUCACGUCAAACCUCGAUUCUCCAGCGCCACGGUGGUGGGCAAUGCCUUCCAGGGAGGACGGUGGGGGCAGGAGGAGGUGUCCAGCGUAUUCCCGCUGACUCUGGGAGAGCCCUUUGAGAUGGAGGUGAGUGCAGAUGCAGAACACUUCCACAUUUACGCCCAGGAACAAAAGGUGCUCCAGUUCCCACAUCGGCACCGACCGCUGGCCACCAUCACCAGAGUGCGAGUGCUCAGUGAACAUCGGCUGGCCCAGGUGGAACUGGCCAAGCGGAGCCUGAGCUGGGGAGAUGGGGGUUACUGAGCGGACUGGACCACACAGGCUACAAGAGCCAGCCUUGGCCAUCCUGCAUCCCCUGUCACCUGGAGCCACGUGACACACGACACACAUUGUAGAUGCUGGGAAGCUGAGGCUCUGUGUGAACCCCGAGCUUUACCUUCAAUAAAAUAUGAGCAGG